Anguilla rostrata (American eel) is the source of this 2553-nucleotide messenger RNA. RefSeq names its product poly(A) binding protein, cytoplasmic 4 (inducible form) (gene pabpc4). Gene Ontology annotation, molecular function: mRNA 3'-UTR binding; poly(A) binding; poly(U) RNA binding. Bases 597 to 2480 code for a protein of 627 amino acids. NCBI's taxonomy places the organism in Eukaryota, Metazoa, Chordata, Actinopteri, Anguilliformes, Anguillidae. The transcript is spliced from 16 exons. Gene Ontology annotation, cellular component: ribonucleoprotein complex; nucleus; cytosol. The record is from RefSeq and is a predicted model, not a curated record.
AUGCAGUCUCUUUCCCUUACCGCAAAACAGCAGUGAGUGCCUCACUCACCGUCCUUUCACAACUCAAAAAAAGAAAAAAUAAAUAAAAAAACACAAAAUAUACAAAAAUCUUUAUAAAAAAUAAUUAAGUAGCGGAACAUCAACACGAGAAAACUACAAAUUAAAAAAAUAUAUAUAAAAAUCGUAAAUACUGAUUUUUUUUUAUUUAAAUUUUUCUUUUCUUUUUUAAGAAAACGGAAGGCCUCGGGCUUAUCUAGCCUGAAGUUUUUUAAGACAAAAUAUAAAAACAAAUAUUAAAAAAAAGAAGAAAACUUGGAAAAACCAGGAGUUCUUGGAAACAAUUGGGAUUCCACAUCACUUCCACGCUGUUACACUGGCUGUCAGUUGUCCUGCCAUUUUAAGUUGACAGGUCCUGUAAAAGUUUUGCAGAAUACCGGACCGUGUGGGCAGAGACGAAUAAUCUCUGUAAUAACAGAGCGGCAUACGUUACGUUAUCUAAAUACCCCAUAAAUUCGGAAGCUAGGUGAUUGCGCUACUGGACAUUUCGCAGCUCGUCGUUCACGACGCGUUUCGCCCAUACGUUUCACGCCCGAGAAAUGAACACAGCGACAGCGGGCAGUUAUCCGAUGGCUUCCCUCUACGUUGGCGACCUGCACCCCGAUAUAACCGAGGCAAUGCUGUACGAGAAAUUCAGCCCGGCCGGUCCCGUUCUGUCCAUUCGGGUCUGUCGCGACAUGAUCACCCGACGAUCCUUGGGUUACGCCUAUGUUAACUUUCAGCAACCCGCCGACGCUGAACGAGCUCUGGACACCAUGAAUUUCGACGUGGUGAAGGGCAAGCCCAUCCGGAUCAUGUGGUCCCAGAGGGACCCCUCGCUCAGGAAAUCCGGGGUGGGGAACGUCUUCAUCAAAAACCUGGACAAGUCCAUCGACAACAAGGCCCUCUACGACACCUUCUCUGCCUUCGGGAACAUCCUGUCCUGCAAGGUGGUGUGUGACGAAAACGGGUCGAAGGGGUACGCCUUUGUGCACUUCGAGACACAGGAUGCAGCGGACCGCGCCAUCGAGAAGAUGAACGGCAUGCUGCUGAACGACCGCAAGGUGUUUGUGGGGCGUUUCAAAUCUCGGAAGGAGCGGGAGGCUGAACUGGGAGCCAAAGCAAAGGAGUUCACCAACGUCUACAUCAAGAACUUCGGCGAGGACAUGGACGAUGACAGGCUCAAGGAACUCUUUGACAAGUACGGUAAAACUCUCAGCGUGAAAGUGAUGACGGACCCCACGGGGAAGUCGCGCGGCUUCGGUUUCGUCAGCUAUGAGAAGCACGAAGACGCCAACAAGGCGGUGGAGAAGAUGAACGGUACAGAGCUGACCCAGGUGUGUGUGUGUGCGGGAGGCAUCAAGAGGAAGUUUGAGCAGCUCAAGCAGGAGCGAAUCAGCAGAUACCAGGGUGUGAAUCUCUACAUAAAGAACUUGGAUGACACCAUCGAUGAUGAAAAACUGCGCAAGGAAUUCUCUCCUUUUGGCUCCAUAACCAGUGCCAAAGUGAUGCUGGAGGAGGGCCGUUCGAAGGGCUUUGGCUUUGUGUGCUUCUCGUCGCCGGAGGAGGCCACCAAGGCGGUGACGGAGAUGAACGGGCGCAUCGUGGGCUCCAAGCCGCUGUACGUGGCGCUGGCGCAGCGCAAGGAGGAGCGCAAGGCCCACCUGACCAACCAGUACAUGCAGCGCAUCGCUGGCAUGCGCGCAGUGCCCGCCAACGCCAUCAUCAACCAGUUCCAGCCGCCCGGCGGCUACUUCAUGCCCGCCGUGCCACAGGCCCAGAACAGAACGACGUACUACGCACCGAACCAGCUGGCCCAGAUGCGGCCAAACCCUCGCUGGCAGCAGCAAGGGGGUCGGGCACAAGGUGGGUUCCAGGGGAUGCCCAACUCCCUGCGCCAGCCUGGUCCUCGUGCCAACCUGAGACACCUCGCCCCCAAUGCCAACACACAAGGGCCCCGGGGCUUGACCUCGGGGGCGCAGAGAGUGGGUGGCGGUCAGUCUCUGGGGCCACGCCCCUCCAUGGGGGUCCCCACCCCCCGAGCUAUGCCCCCCUACAAAUACGCCACCACCGUGCGCAACACCCAGCCUCAGGUGGUGCAGCCAAUCGCACUGCAGCAGGCCCAGCCUGCUGUCCAUGUGCAGGGGCAGGAGCCCCUGACUGCCUCCAUGCUGGCGGCAGCCCCGCCCCAGGAGCAGAAACAGAUGCUCGGGGAGCGUCUGUUCCCCCUGAUUCAGGCCAUGCACCCCAGCCUUGCAGGGAAGAUCACCGGCAUGCUGCUGGAGAUCGACAACUCAGAGCUGCUGCACAUGCUGGAGUCCCAUGAGUCUCUGCGCUCCAAGGUUGAGGAGGCCGUUGCCGUGCUACAGGCCCACCAGGCCAAGAAAGACGCCACUCAGAAAGUAGGGGUCAUCGCCACAGCGACGGCCGCCGCCACGUCUUGACCUGAGCAGAGACCCUGACGACCUCAAAGAAAACAAGGUUGCAGGAGCUGAAGAGUCUGGAGAGAAUCGCACC